Heterocephalus glaber (naked mole-rat) is the source of this 852-nucleotide messenger RNA. The record is from RefSeq and is a predicted model, not a curated record. Lineage: Eukaryota; Metazoa; Chordata; Mammalia; Rodentia; Bathyergidae.
AUGAAGACCCCACAGCUGGCCAUCUUGUUGCUUGGUCUGGAGGCUACACUAGAGGCCCAGGAUCCCUUGUUCUUCCACCCAGAGCAGAGGAAUGUUGUGGGAGAGAAGCUGGCCUGGGUCAUGCUGGGCUCAUGGCUCAGCCUGCUCCAGUUCACAGGGACCUGGUAUAUGAAGGCUGCAGUGGCCAAGAAGACCCCGCCAGAAAGGAAGAAGCCCUGGAAAAUGUCUCCCAUGACAGUGACAGCCCUGGAAGAUGGCAAGUGGGAGGCCAAGAUCACCUUCAUGAAGAAGGGUCAGUGCCAUGAAAAGAAAAUUAUGAUGCAGAAAACUGAGGAACCUGGCAAAUAUAGUGCACUUCAGGGCAAGAAGCUCAUAUAUGUAGAGCAGCUGCCCGUGAAGGACCACUACAUCUUCUAUUGUGAAGACCAGCGCUUCAGGAAAACUUUUGCCAUGGGAAAGCUCAUGGGGAGGACCCCUGAGGAAAACCCAGAGGCUCUGGAAGAAUUUAAGAAAUUCAUGAAGCGCGAGGGACUCCCACAAGACAACAUCGUCAUCCCAGAGCAGAAGGGGUGGAAGCACACCAUCUACGUCUACUUCCUGCCAGGGAAAAAUCACGCCAUCGCCUACUUCAAGGGCUACAUGAACUACAUGUACUACCAGAUGAUGAUGGUUAUGGCCCACACCCUGGAUGAAGACCCGAAGGCCCUGGGGAUGUUUCAGGAGUUUGUGGACAGCAAGAAUCUGAAAAUAAAUGAACUCAUUAACCCUCCUCGUACUGAUGCCUGCAGAACUCGCAACGGCAAGAGGACAGGACCCAGCUCCCACGUCUCCCCAAGCUUCUGCUGUCAAUAA